AUGCGGGGCCCCGCAUCAUUGCUCUCCAGACUGGCAAAGCGACGAUGGACUCGAAAUCUGACCAUGUCUGCAGUGGAAGGCUCUCUUCAUCCUCCCUUGUGCCACAAGACGCUGCCCGACUUCUUCGCCUCUGAAAUCCUGCAGAAAUACGCUGCGAAACCGGCUCUGAUAUGCAGGAAUGAGCACGCCCAUUCCCUUGGAGGUCCUCGCCUAGCUAAUCUCGGCGUAGAGUCACACUUGGCUUGGAAUUUUUCCGAUUUCGAGAGGUGCAUUAGCUCGGCUGCACGGGGUCUCUUGGACAUGGGUAUCCAGAAGGGCGACCGUGUAGGAGUUCUCAUGGGCAAUAACAGCGCCUAUGCGAUUCUGCAAUGGGCUUGUGCGUCUAUCGGUGCCAUUCUCGUCACUAUCAACCCGGCUUACCGGGUGAACGAGCUCGCUACUGCUUUGAGACACGUGGGUGUCAAGCACCUCUUUGUCGUUCCCCGAAUUCGUUCGUCCGCAUAUAUCCAGCUCCUAGUCGACCUUUACCCUUCCAUACGAAGCGCGCACCCAGGAGAGAUACAAGAAGAAGCCCUGCCGAACCUUCGUAAUAUCGUCGUCGUCGAUAACGAAGAGUCGUGUAGAGCCGAGCUAGACGCGCUUGAGGUAAAGUCGCUUAUAGAUUGGCGCGAAGUAUUCGUAUGGCGGCAAGAUAGAAUCAGCCUGGAUCAACGACGUCAGGCUGCAGCCGAGUCUCUACACAAGGACGAUAUCAUUAAUUUACAGUUCACUAGUGGCACGACUGGGUCUCCAAAGGCCGUGUCGCUAACUCAUCACAAUUUAUUAAACAAUGCUCUUUCAGUAGGCAAAUGCAUGCACUUGACGGACAAGGAUCUCGUCUGCAACGUACCCCCGCUCUUUCACUGGUUUGCUUAUUUCCCAUUUACUGCACGUCUCGUCCUUGGGAACCUCGCAGCAUGGUCUUACGGGGCGGGCAUCGUCUAUCCUUCAGAAAUCUUUGAUCCAGCUGCUAUCGUGGAUGCAAUCGUAGAGGAAAAAUGUACGGCAUUGCACGGCGUGCCCACCCAUUUUCUCGGAGUAUUGGCCGAGAUAGACGACAGACGUGCUCGAGGAGAAGAGCCAGACACGAGAAGCCUGCGGACUGGCAUUGCGGCCGGCUCCCCGAUACCCAUAGCCCUCAUGCAAGAGCUCAUCGCCAAACUGAAUCUUGUGGAUCUGACGAAUGCAUAUGGCAUGAGUAAUCCAGUAUCCUUCCAAACAACACCUGAAGAUCCCGUCGUCAAGCGCGUUGAAACAGUCGGAAAGGUACAGCCGCAUGUUAGAGCAAAGAUCGUUGACACAGACGGCCAAGUCGUCCCUGUGGGUACUCCCGGACAGAUAUGUGUUGCGGGGUACUUGGUACAGAAGGGGUACUGGGAGGACGAGGCGCAGUCUGCUCAGGUUAUGCAAAGGGACUCCGAGGGGACCCUGUGGAUGCUUACCGGGGACGAAGGAAUCAUGGACGAAGAGGGAUAUUUGAAGAUCGUGGGCAGAAUCAAGGAUAUCAUCAUCCGAGGGGGAGAGAACUUGUUCCCAGUUCAGAUCGAAAAUGCCUUGACGACUCAUCCAGGUAUCCAUGAAGCUGCUGCGGUCGCGGUGCCUGAUAUUCGGUAUGGGGAGGUUGUUGGGGCUUGGGUUGUUCGCGCGCCGGGGCACAAUGAUAUUUCAAAGGAGGAAGUUCGCAAGGUCGUUUCUGAUGCGAUGAAUCCACAGAACGCUCCGGUGUGGGUUUGGUUCGCGGAUGAACUUCCAAAGACGGCGAGUGGGAAGGUCAUGAAGCAUAUUUUGAGAGAUCGGAGUAAGAAGUUGUCGAGAGUCAAUGAUGGGCGGGUGGCGACGCAAUGA
Molecule: messenger RNA, 1884 nt
Organism: Desarmillaria tabescens
Lineage: Eukaryota; Fungi; Basidiomycota; Agaricomycetes; Agaricales; Physalacriaceae
Exons: 13
Coding region: 1-1884 (627 amino acids)
Biological process (GO): fatty acid metabolic process
Molecular function (GO): medium-chain fatty acid-CoA ligase activity
Source: RefSeq, a predicted model, not a curated record